GAAUGAUCAUGAACAGCCUGCAAUGGCCUUUCGUAAGGCCGAAGUGCAAGGCGAACUGCACGUACAGCUUGUACGCGUGUAACACAGAUGGACUCGCAAACCUGGAAAUCAGGACGUGUUUUAUGUAGCUAACGUAGAUCGAGCAUCGGGUCUUUCCGUUCAUGGUAUACACCUCUCGAUUGAUCUCCUACUCACCACCUUAGAUUCAAUAGUAACGUGUAUCCGGGAGGAAUUAUGGAGUUGAGCCAGCCCUAUCACUCGCUGGUGUUUUCCAGCCUUCCAUCCGAGAUCGUUUUGCUUUUCCUAAGCAAUAUCUGCCUUCACUGCCGCGAGCCAGAUCGGGGGCCCUUAGUCUACUACCCCACCAAGCAUCAAGAAUAUGACCAGCCAUCGUGGUAUGCCUUGGAUCUUCAAGCAUUACAUUCGCCUUGCUUGGUCUCAAGGAGACUUCGACAUCUUGCUCAGCCGAUUCUUUCCUUUCACGGCGAUAUGAAUGGACUGGACGGCUCAUUUUCUUCUUCCGAAUAGUGACACUGCGCCGCGAUCUCGCCGAUUUAGUUCAGGGACUGCUAGGCCCCAUCAGUGUGGAAAGUGGCAGAGUCGAGGCCGUAUUGGAAGAGUCUGCACAAAUCUGCGGUAUCAAUCUCACAGACUUUCUUGAGCCUUUCCGCGAUUUACUAGCCCGAGCACAUCUCAAGCCCGUAUCACCCCGCAGCCGAUGAGCUGGUGGCUAAUGCUCCUAUCCUUUUUGCCCAACCUGUCUCGACUUUAUCUCACAAUGGCAACACCACCAAGCCCCAUCUCUACGUCAGCUUUGACGGCUGUCGGUGCUCGUCUUUCUCUAAAAUCCAUUGACAUAUGUGCGAGAAACUCAAAUUUAAGAAACCGCUUGGGUGGUAUACUCGAGAUGCAUUUAAAUUCGUUGCACACUCUCGACAUCAACUCGUAUUGCUCAUACAAUGGUGACAGCUAGGAUUGUCGGGUAUGUUUUUUCCGAACCUACGAAAUAUCAGUGUCACUUUGAGUGGGAUGAGCGGGUCAGAUCUCGAGAUACUACUGUACUGUCCUGCUGUUCAAAUCUUCAGACAUUUAUUUACGAUGCUACUUCAAUCAUCUAGUGUAUACAGCUAGCCAACAUCGUGAAAUAUCUCGGUAGACAUCAAGAAACUCUCACAUCAUUGCGGCUUGACCUACGUGAUGCUCGAGUUACACAUGAGAAAUUCUUUUCAGAGGCAACAUCUAGCUUGAGAAUAUUUCCUGCCCUUAAAGACGUGUCACUCAACUUACUGUUUAUAUAUCAUAGUAUGAAUGAACAAGUAGAAGAUGACGAUGUUUUGUACCAACUCCUUCCUGAGCACAUUAUCUCACUACAGUUAUAUGAUACUGUGGGUCCUACGACUCUUGCACGCCUGUCGAGGGGUCUACUACAUCUUAUAGACGUCGUUUCGCG
Molecule: messenger RNA, 1450 nt
Organism: Xylaria bambusicola
Lineage: Eukaryota; Fungi; Ascomycota; Sordariomycetes; Xylariales; Xylariaceae
Exons: 2
Coding region: 235-528 (97 amino acids)
Source: RefSeq, a predicted model, not a curated record